AUGCCUUACACUUCAGAUAAAGCGGUCCCCUACCGCUAUGCAGCAACUAUUAUUGAGAACGGUAAAGAGGUCGAGAUUAAAACCUUAGCCUCAGUUACCAAUAUCGCAGCAAAUAGCCGAAUGACGCGCAGUGGCCACGUGUUCGCUCCGCCGGUUAUCCCAAGUAGAAAUGUUGAGAAAGAUCCAGUAGUCGUGGUACCAGUGACAAGAGAAGCAGAAGGGCAAACAAGCAAUUCAACCCUUGACAAAGAAACAGAUGAACUACUCAGAAUUAUCAAGCUCAGUGACUACAAAGUGGUAGAUCAGUUGCUACAGACACCGUCAAAAAUCUCGAUCCUGUCCUUAUUAUUGAACUCAGCUGUCCACAGAGAAGCACUACUGAAGGUGCUUGAUCAAGCCUUUGUAGAACAGGAUAUAACAGCAGAGCAGUUCAACAAUGUUGUAGGCAGCAUCACUUCGUGCAAUGGCUUAGGCUUUUGUGAUGAAGAACUGCCAGAAGAAGGAAAGAAUCACAACUUCGCUCUCCAUAUCUCAGCCAAUUGUCAAGGGGAUUCUUUGUCUAAUAUCCUAAUUGACACCGGUUCAUCUCUGAAUGUCAUGCCCAAGUCUACCUUGUUGAAGCUAAAGUACAAAGGGGGGCAAAUGCGGCACAGUGGAAUUAUUGUGAAAGCGUUCGAUGGAUCAAGAAAAACAGUCAUUGGAGAAGUUGAUUUGCCUAUUGGUAUUGGACCACACGUAUUCCAGAUCACUUUCCAGGUUAUGGACAUAGUGCCAGCUUAUAGCUGUCUGCUCGGACGCCCAUGGAUUCACGAGGCGGGUGCCAUUACAUCCACGUUACACCAAAAGUUAAAGUUUGUCAAGAAUGGGCAAAUAGUGACGGUUAAUGGGGAGCAGGCUAUGCUGAUUAGCCACCUUUCAUCGUUUAGUGUGAUAGAAGUAGACGAGACGGCUGUUCAAACUCCAUUUCAGGCCCUGACCAUCGAUGAUUACAAGAAAAGUGAAGGUUCAAUCGCGUCAUUCAAAGACGCCCAGCAGAUUGUCAAGACAGGUCCUACAGAAAUGUGGGGCAAGGUGAUAGAGUUGCCAGAAAACGUUAACCAUGCAGGAUUAGGCUUUGUUGAUGGAAAACAAGUGCAGACUUCAGUGGUGCGACCUUUCAAAGAUAUCUUUCACAGCGGUGGGUUUAUCAACAUGGUAGCAGUUGAGGAGGAUACUUUUGAGGGAAAGACAGAAGAUGAAGGCCCCAGAUUUGUGACACCAGGAAUCAGAGACAAUGGGAGAUACCACCCUGUGGUUCGGAAUAAGAUAGUUCACUGCAUCAUUAUGCCUAAAAGGAAUCAUAUAGAUCCGCAGAAUAUGGCAAAUUGGAUUUUUGAUAUGAAUGCUCCUGAGCCCAAUGAAGAAGAUCCUAAUGAUAAUGGAGCCGAUGAAAUUGAAGAAGAGCUGGAUCGAUAG
Molecule: messenger RNA, 1455 nt
Organism: Lathyrus oleraceus (garden pea)
Lineage: Eukaryota; Viridiplantae; Streptophyta; Magnoliopsida; Fabales; Fabaceae
Exons: 2
Coding region: 1-1455 (484 amino acids)
Biological process (GO): proteolysis
Molecular function (GO): aspartic-type endopeptidase activity
Source: RefSeq, a predicted model, not a curated record